CGUGCGUGGAAAAUGAACUUAGUCAGUAUCGUACUGCGGAGCAUUUCGCACCGGGCCACCGACAAAUGUGGUUUCAAACAACUUUUGUAUUUUUUAUAAUUGAUCAUUGUUUACAAUGCUCGCCUUACUUUUAAUCACCGGAGCGGCGGUUCUUCUGGCGGCUAGAUGGUGGCAGGCGAAAGUCCAAUUUGCCCGUUUCCUACCUCGAGCGCAACCAUACUACCCCGUGGUUGGGAAUUUGCAAAUUGCCCUACCGUUUGGAAAAAGUGCGGAGCAGCUUUUCACGCUAUUACACGGUUACUUUCGACAGCACGAUAGGAUGUUCGCCAUUCACAUCGGUCCAAAGGUGGCAAUUGGACUGUCCCAUCCCGAGCUGGUGCAAACCGUUCUCAAUCAUCCUGACUGUCAGGAAAAAUCCAAUGUGUAUAAACUCUUACGCUUACCAAAUGGAUUACUUUCGUCAAAAUACCAGAUUUGGAAAUUGCAUCGGAAGACACUAAACUCGACGUUUAACAUAAGAAUCCUGAACAGUUUUUUACCCAUUUUUAACGAAGGCACCCAAAAGCUAAUCAAUCUGUUGAAUCAACAUGCACAUUCAAGGAAAGUAUUCAACAUUCUGGAGCCUCUUACCCGAUGUACUCUUGAAAUGGUAUGUGCAACAUCAUUUGGUAGAAAAGUUCUGGAAAGUGAAGGAAACCGGUACUUCUUUGAUUGCUUGGAAAUUUUGCUGACAUCGAUAGGAGAGCGACUGGUCAACGUGCUCCUGCAUAGUGAAAUCAUCUAUCGCCUAACACCCAAGUAUAACCGCGAAAUGAAGUGCGGCGCAGUUUGCCGCCGUUUUACAGAAAAAGUUCUUGAGGAAAAAAGAGUCGAAAUUGAGUCUCUUUUUUCUAAAAACUCAAGCAUGGCAACCGAUGGGACCCUGUCAGACGAUGAAGGUGAACCUUUCAAGCGACCCCAGAUUUUCAUAGAUCAACUGUUGAAAAUGCCGCUUAUGAUGAAGUCCGCGUACAACUUCAGCGACCAGGAAAUUUCCGAUCAUGUUUUCACUAUGAUUAUUGCGGGCAAUGAAACAUCGGCGACCCAGACGGCUCACACUUGCCUUCUGUUGGCCAUGAAUCCGGAAAUUCAAGAAAAAGCUUUUCAAGAAGUGCAACAAAUCGUACCUAGCGGAGACACGUUUAUCGACGCAGACAUGCUCCGCAAACUCGUCUACGUCGAAGCAGUUUUGAAAGAGUCCUUACGACUACUCCCAGUAGGAGCUCUUAUUUCUCGGAAAAAUCUGCAAGACAUCGUGCUGGAUGGUCACACGAUACCGAAAAACACUGCUAUAGUGCUGAACCCGUACUCGCUGCAUCGCCGCCCGGACAUCUGGGGCUCGGAUUGGGAGAAAUUCGUUCCGGAGCGUUUCCUUGGGGAAGAUGCUCAGCGACGGCAUCCGUACGCUUUCAUUCCGUUCAGUGCAGGACCGCGCGGUUGCAUUGGAAACCGAUACGCGAUGAUGACCCUGAAGAUUAUGAUGGCAAUGAUACUGAAAAACUUCAAAAUCAGUACCAAGCUCAAGUACGAAGAGCUGAAGAUCCAUUACCAGAUUUCGCUGAAUCUCACUUGUCCCCAUGCCGUCUGCUUGGAAAGACGGGAUUGCAAACAAUAGAAUAUGGAGAUGAAUUGGAAUAGAUAAGGUGUAUGUACCUGUCGUGCCUAAAGCACCAGUUAAAUCUUUUCUGGAGCAAGAAUCAAUAAAAUUAAUUUAAACUUAUUAGUGGUUCCACCGGAAAAAAAACGAUUUUUUCCAAAUUUGUAUUAUGUAUUGUUUGUUGUUCUGUAUUGCAUAUCAAAAUAUUAUUUUUAAAUCAACUUUACCUCGUAAUCGAUUGAUAAA
Messenger RNA from Armigeres subalbatus, 1882 nucleotides. RefSeq names its product cytochrome P450 4c21-like. Gene Ontology annotation, molecular function: heme binding; oxidoreductase activity, acting on paired donors, with incorporation or reduction of molecular oxygen; iron ion binding. The transcript has 4 exons. NCBI's taxonomy places the organism in Eukaryota, Metazoa, Arthropoda, Insecta, Diptera, Culicidae. The coding region runs from base 116 to 1654 and encodes 512 amino acids. The record is from RefSeq and is a predicted model, not a curated record.